This is a messenger RNA of Eublepharis macularius, 2833 nucleotides long. It is a transcript of the gene TGFB1I1, whose product is annotated as transforming growth factor beta 1 induced transcript 1. The coding region runs from base 146 to 1648 and encodes 500 amino acids. The transcript has 11 exons. NCBI's taxonomy places the organism in Eukaryota, Metazoa, Chordata, Lepidosauria, Squamata, Eublepharidae. The record is from RefSeq and is a predicted model, not a curated record.
CCCGCAGCAGGGAGAGGAGCGGGCGGUGGCGAGGCGAGGCGCGGGGCUGCGCUGAGCUCCGGGAAGGCGCGUCACCGGGGCGGGGGCCGCCCAGCCGCCAGCUACCGGCCCCGGGAGUCGGGGAGCCCGUCCGCGCCCGCCCGGGAUGGACGAUCUGGACGCACUCCUGGCUGAUCUGGAGACGACCACCUCCCAUAUCUCCAAACGUCCAGUUCUGCUCACAGAUUCAGGAGGAACUCACCCCAACGGGCUGAAACAAGACGGGACUUCAGAUCCCAAGCCGCUGCCUCCGCCUUACAAUCCACAACAGCAGGCUGGUCCCACAGCUAUGCCCAUAGAUCCAGUCCCAGCUUCCACCCUGCAGGGUGGAAGUGACAAAGAACACCUAUACAGCACAGUCUGCAAGCCUCGAUCUCCCAAGCCCAAGGAAGGAGGUCCUCCGCCCUUCUCCUCAUCCAGCGGCGUUCUUGGUGCUGGCCUUUGCGAACUGGACCGGCUCCUGCAGGAACUUAAUGCAACCCAGUUCAACAUCACAGACGAAAUAAUGUCCCAGUUUCCAUCCAGCAAAAGUUCCGGUGGGGAUAAAGGCAAAGAUAGGUCUGAAGAUUCUGCCGAUGGUGGCUCUUUAACCCGGCCAGCAGCUCCUGCGAAACCAUCGGCAACAUCGGCCACCCUGGAGCUGGACAAGCUGAUGGCCUCUCUGUCAGAUUUCCGGGUCCAGAGCAACCUUCCAACAGCUGCUCCAACCACAGUGUCUCCGCCUCCAGCUCCUGCCCGGGUGUCCUCUGCACAGCUUCCAGUGGUCUCAUCCGUCUGCUCCAGCCCCCCUGUUGCGCCCGCACAGACGUCACCGGCCCAGCCGAGUGGGAAUCUGGAUAGCAUGCUGGUAAUGCUGGAGUCUGACCUCAGCCGCCAGGGGAUCUCCACCACGGCCAAGGGGCUGUGUGCUUCGUGCCAGAAGCCCAUUGCAGGGCAGGUGGUAACGGCGCUGGGGAGCACCUGGCACCCAGAACAUUUUGUCUGCACCCACUGCCAGAAGGAGAUGGGGGGCAGCAACUUCUUUGAGAAGGACGGUGCCCCUUACUGCGAGAGAGAUUACUUCCAGCUCUUCUCUCCCCGCUGCGGCCUCUGCAAUGAACCCAUCUUGGAUAAAAUGGUGACCGCACUGGAUAAGAACUGGCACCCUGAGCACUUCUGCUGUGUCAAGUGUGGGCAGCCCUUUGGGGAAGAAGGCUUCCACGAGAAGGACGGGAAGCAGUACUGCCGCCAAGACUUCUAUGAGCUCUUUUCCACCCGCUGCCAAGGAUGCAACCAAGCGAUCCUGGAGAACUAUAUCUCUGCUCUCAAUGCCUUGUGGCACCCAGAAUGUUUUGUAUGCAGGGAAUGCUAUACGCCCUUCGUGAAUGGAAGUUUCUUUGAACAUGGCGGCCGCCCCUUCUGCGAGAUCCACUAUCACAAGCAGCGUGGCUCGCUUUGUUCUGGCUGUGAGAAGCCCAUCACGGGCCGCUGUAUCACGGCUAUGGCACGCAAGUUCCACCCGGAGCACUUCGUCUGUGCCUUCUGCCUCAAGCAGCUGAACAAAGGCACCUUCAAAGAGCAGAACGACAAACCCUACUGCCAUCCUUGCUUCAUCAAGCUCUUCGGGUGACAAGGAGGCGCCUCGGCCCUGCCACAGCCAAGCCACACGCCUACUUCCUAUUUGGGGAGGAGGAGGGGCCCCACCGAUCUCAGCCUUUGAUUAAGCCACGCCUCUUCCAUUUGUGGGAGGGGCCUGUGCCUUAUGGGCUCUGCCCUCACUGGAGCCACCACGCCAUUGCCAAAACCACACCUCUAGACAGAGCCAUGUGCAAAGUCAAGCAAAGUGAGAUGCAGGAUUUAUCCAUGUCUCCCACUCUCCUCAGGAGCUCCUCCCCGGUCACAGCACGAGCACUCACUCCACCCCGCCCUAUCACAUGCUGCUUAAAGCCACACCUCCACCAAGCCACCGUUUAUGACAGGAGGCAGUGCCUUAAGCCACACCCACAAGACAAGCUGGUGAUGUCAUCUGGGUAGGAGGCAGGAACUUAAAGAAGCCACACCUUCCCACCGCUCUGCUCAAUAGCAUGGAAUGGGGCAUACCAGAGCCACUCUCCCUUUGCAGUGCUGGCUCCAUCACAAAGUCACAAAGCCAUUCGGGUGGGAACUAGGACUGGGAAAAUCUUCACUCUCUGGUUCUCUGGGCUGUCUUACAAUUCUUGCCCUAAUAAUUUUUGUCUGGAGGCUGCUAAACUCCCUCUCCGUAGCUGCCUUAAAGCACUUAUAAUCCUGAUACUAACAUGGUUCAACGGCAAGCAGGCAAAGGAUUGGGAGGUGGUUGGGCAGGGAAGAGAUGAUGCUAACUGCCCUCGCUAUUUUUUGCAAAGGUUUAGGGUGUGUUUCUAUGGAAACAUCUGGGAUCGUGGGUUGUGCAAGUGGUGAGGAGGGACCGGAGCUAAACCUUUCUAAGGGGAUUGGCUCAGACUUGCUUCUCUCAUGUAGGGUGGGUGAGAGGCUACUGUUGAAGGCAUAUUUCCCCCUUAUAGGCUGUGGUUGACCAUGUCCUUGAUCGCACGUGGCAGAAAGUGUUGGGGUGGGGGCGGGAAGGGGAGUAAGAAGCUUACUUACUCUGCAGUUUUGACUUAGCUCAUCAUCAGCCUGAAAAAAACAAAGGGUAUUUGCGUUUCUGUGUCCCAAUGGAGCCCAAGGACGCCCCUCUCUCUUCUGCCACCAGAGUUCCAUGCUAACCUCCUACCCUUUCACUGCUGUACAUUAUAUAACAAAAUUCACAUAUAAAAUGGAAAACCUGUCAAGGUGA